Messenger RNA from Trichosporon asahii var. asahii CBS 2479, 306 nucleotides. RefSeq lists its product as uncharacterized. Bases 1 to 306 code for a protein of 101 amino acids. The transcript is spliced from 3 exons. Lineage: Eukaryota; Fungi; Basidiomycota; Tremellomycetes; Trichosporonales; Trichosporonaceae. The record is from RefSeq and is a predicted model, not a curated record.
AUGGGCAAGAUCGUGCACAUCGUCCUCUUCAAGCUCAAGGAGCAGCCUGACGCCGCCGCGCUCCAGUCGGCCAAGGACAGCAUCAAGAAGCUCGAGCAGGUGCCCGGUGCGAUCAGCAUGUUUGUCGGCGAGCCCCAGAUCGACGCCCGCACCAAGGGCUUCGACUAUGGCCUGUACUCUGUCUUCGCGAGCCGCGCCGAUCUCGACAAGUACGAUGUCUCCGAGGCGCACAAGAAUACCGUCGUCAACUACGUCAGGCCCAAUGUUCAGGACGUUAUGGCUUACGACUUCGAGCUCCCCGAGUAA